Molecule: messenger RNA, 3990 nt
Organism: Sycon ciliatum
Lineage: Eukaryota; Metazoa; Porifera; Calcarea; Leucosolenida; Sycettidae
Exons: 10
Coding region: 130-2490 (786 amino acids)
Source: RefSeq, a predicted model, not a curated record
UAUUUUUCAAUUAUUUCCGAGUAUUUCAGUACAUGCAUUUGGAUUGGACGAUUUGGACACGAAGGCAAAGGUGCAUCCUUGUUGUUGUUUGCCGGCAAGCUAGGGCGAGGCCUGAUCUGCUCACUGAAGAUGAGCGCAUCGGCGCGGUUCCUGCAGCGCCUCGGCUGUGCGGGACGCAAUGCACUCCAGUCGUGUUCUACCUCUCUGAGCAGUAGAUCCACUGCGAGCAGCAGGGCAGAAGGCGUGCUGUCCGGUCACAGCUGGGCCUACACCGGCGGUGCGCGUAGAUCUUACGGCCAAGAGACCGCCGCACUCCUGACGAGGUUGGGUCCUAAGAAGACGUACAGCGACGAAGAGGUGCAAUCAGCUAAACAGGCUAUUAUUGACGAGUUUUCUUACGGAAUUGACUUCACCGUCAGCGAAGCCGAUUUGGAGUGUCCAAAGUUUCGUCGCUACGAGGAUGUGGAUAAGAAACAGACCCGGAGGAAUCCGAAUGAAGACAACGUGUUCCCGGCUUACUCAUUUAUUGACUUCAAAGAAGACCAGAAACGAGACUUGGAGAAAGAGGGAGAGAGCGUCAUGAAUGCUAGGAACAUGAUCACUCACUAUCAAGCGCUGGACGUGCUCAGCGACACGAAACUCGCCGAGGUGCGCCGCUACCUACGCUCCCUACCGCUGGAUCUGCUGCGCAACGAGUUCUUGCUGCCGCUCGUCUGCCGCAUGCUCCUUCACUUUCACACCCCGCAGCUGCUGCUGAUGACGGCGUUUGUGCGCUCGGCGGAGGAGCGCGAGCUGGCCAACGAGAAGAUGCCCGACCUGCGGCUGGCCGCGCAGGAGCUGCGCAGCCUGCUGGACUCUCAGGCGGAGCAAGUGGCCGGCGACGUGGCCGUCUACCUGCAGUGCAUGGCUGCCACCGAGGAGCCGGAGCUCGUGGAGGCGGAGAUGCGACGCCUGCACCUGACUGCCGACCACGCGCGGGCGCGCCAUUUCGCGGCCGUGGCGCACGCGUACGCGCAGCAGGAGCGCGUCGCGGACGUGCUGCGUCUGUUCUACGAGGGCAAGCGGCGGACGUUCGCCGAGGGCCUGAUCGAGGACGUGCACCGCUACCACCUGCACUUCUGCUACCACGUCCACCCGGGCAUGUUUUCCGUUCUGGUCAUGCUGCUCGGGCGGCUGGACGCCAAACAGGGCGUGGAGUCGCCGUACCCUCUCUCCGCCGUCCCCGAAAUCAUGUCCGAUGUGCCUAAGCGGCCCACCCCGGAGACCAUCGUCAAUGCCAUGGCGUUGGCGCAGAAUCGCUCGCUCGACGCCAGCACCCCGGGGGCAACGGGAGCGGGCACGCCGGCGCAGGCGAGCCAGGUGGCUGAGCAGCAGCAGCGUCCGGGUGUUCGCCAUCGCGAGGCAGGAGCAGCGGGGGGAGGAAGCUCAGUCGGUGGCUUCUCGCGCAUCCCAACACAGCAGCAACAGCAGCAACUGCAGCAACAGCAGCAACAGCGACCAGAUCAGCAACUUCAGCACGACAGGGCAAACUUCAACACGGCCAUCAGCCCACCUCCGUUAAUUCAACCGCGUGACGAGGCUAUUGUCAACUGGGAUUGGCAGGCACCGGCCAAAGUUGAGUGUCCCGACUGGCGCCGAAAUUUCUUCUUCAAGGAACUACUUUAUGACACAGUCGUUGCGAAGACUCCCCAGACUGAUGUCAGUGCUGAUGCACUAGCCAAGUAUUUCGGAAGUUCUUUCCAGGUGAAGAUGAGCACACUAUCUUCGGAGAGUGUGUGCAGACAGUGUGGCACUGCAUUGGUGCACGACUCGCUCACCGUCGAGGACAUGAAGCAGCUGAACGACGCGGCCUCGUAUGCAUUCGAUCCUCUCUUCAAGGAAAACCGCAGAGUGCUUACACAGAUGCGUGAAGCUAUGCGCACCACGCCCUACGACUGCGUGCUGGACGUGGCUAACAUUGUUAACGUGGCGGACAACGUACAUUGUGGCCACCGCUCGCCACUGCAGGAGCUUCAAGGGUGCUGGGAUCUGCUGCACCAAGCCGGUUAUCAGAAUCCGCUGCUAGUCAUCUCAAAGCGCUCCAACGCUAUACCAGAACAUGAAAUGCAGGCGUGCUUCUCAAUGUUCCCCUGCCUCUACUUAGGCCAAGGCCAAAGAUCGCUGGAUGACUAUGUUUGUCUGGCCCUGGUUCUGCAUGCUUCCUCCUUUGGCAGAGAUUGUAUUCUGGUAUCGGGAGAUCGACAUACAGACAAGUUGACCUCAAUACCAGCAUUGUCCAGGGAGCUGUUUCUGAGAUUUGUUCGCACACACAGUGUUGAGUAUAUCCCUUCUAAAGAUGGACAGCAACGAUUUCUCCAAUGCCAGUCGCGAGUCCGUCCGUUCGCCCGUCACGUUGGCCCAAACGCCGUCCAUCUGUACUGCGGGCAGACCCUGGGCGAAACCUACGCGGAUCAGUACAUAUGCAUUAGUCGCCGCGCCAGCACAUCCUGAGCCUGCCCGUGUCCCUGGGCUACCAGCAGCAGCAGCAGAAGCAGCAGAGCAGCAGCAGCAGCAGAAGCAGCCGCAGCAGCAAAAGCAGCCGCAGCAGCAGAAGCAGCCGCAGCACGGGGCGCGCUACAUCGUCAGUUUUGGUGUCAGUGUUCGUGUUCAAAUCCCUUUCAUCGAUGUUGACAUUAUCGAUAAAAGCAACGUGGUCAUGAUGACAUCUUUGUGGCUGUUGACGACAUUUUCGUCCGUGUUUUCGUCAAUACUGACGCCAUUCUCCUCGGCAUCUGCAAGCAACUAGAGGAGGAAGAGGAGUGUAGCCCGUGCAAAUGGCAGCAUCUUGACUGUUUCUGAAGCCUUGAUGUAGCAGCAGUGUGCUGAUCAUUGCUGUGAACUUUUUUUGCCACCGCCACCACCUUCACCCGGGGUUGCUCUGUCGUCACUAGAUCACACAUGGCAGUUGUACUACUAGGGCAUCAGCAACAGGGUUGGUGACGGCAGCAGCUGUAUCAGCAAUAGCGCUGGUGUCAGCAGCCAAUGAUGCACGCAUCAUCAACAGCGCCAGCACUACAUCCAGCUGUAACAGAGAGCCAGUGGUAACAGCAGCACGCUGCAGCAAACGGCGGCAGCAGGGCUGUAACUGAGUCAGUGGUAACAGCAGCACGCUGCAGCAAACGGCGGCAGCAGGGCUGUAACUGAGUCAGUGGUAACAGCAGCAGCAGCAGCAGCCCAGCAACCAGUGCAUCAGCUACAGCGCUGGUGGCAGCAGCUGCGUCAUCAAUAGCAGCCAAUGAAUGCAUCGUCAACAGCGGCCAAUGAACGCAUCAUCAACAGCGGCGGCAGCACUACACGCGGCUGUAACGGAGCUAGUGAUGACAGCAUUGGUAAAAGCAACAACAUUGGUAACAGCAGCAACAUUGGUAACAGCAGCUGCAUCAUCGACAGCACUACAAGGGGCUGCAAGAGUGGCCAUAGUCAUAACAGCAGCGGCGGCAGGAACAUGUGCCACGGCCGACCAUUCCUUCCGUUGCUACUGCUGCUCACGUUGACUGCUCAAUCCUAGUCCAGUUGUCGUUGUUUUUUUUUGUCGUUGCGCCAUUGUGCUGUGUCGCACACCGUUAUUGUGUCGUCGUACUAACCCCGCACUUCUUACUGGGCUAGUCAAACUUAUAGUUCUUUGGUCACGCGGGCCGUUGCAAGCAUCCCUUGGAUCGUGCUUUGGUAGUUGCCUCUUCUUGAUUCCCAGUCUAUAUGGUCUACUUGGUAUGGCCUUGAACACAAGAUGGGACUCUUGACUUGUGCUCUUUGUCGCCAUGCAGGAUAGGAAUUCUGGCGUGUGUGUGUGUGUGUGUGUGUGUGUGUGUGUGUGUGUGUGUGUGUGUGUCCCAUAUGGUGCAGAGGUAUGUGCAGCGAUUUCCAAUCGAUAGGUUGCGGGUUCGAUUCCCGACGACUAUGGUCACACACGUCUUUCUUCUCUUUCUCAGACUCUUCCUGACUUUUCUUUCA